AGCAGCUGAAAGCAGGGAAGACUGAGAGUGGGAUCGCAGUCGGCGCUUGAAAGAUCUGCCUCUCUGGUCACACGGCACGAUGGGAGCCAUCAAAAUCUCUCCGGAUUAUAACUGGUUUCGCAGCACAGUUCCCCUAAAAAGGAUCAUUGUGGAUGAUGAUGACAGCAAGGUGUGGUCUCUUUAUGAUGCCGGCCCCCGCAGUGUGCGCUGUCCCAUUAUAUAUCUGCCUCCAGUUAGCGGCACUGCUGAUGUCUUCUUCCAUCAGAUCCUGGCACUGACUGGCUGGGGCUACAGAGUUAUUGCUCUCCAGUACCCUGUUUAUUGGGACCACUUAGAGUUUUGUGAUGGAUUCAGGAAACUACUGGAUGAUUUGCACUUGGAUAAGGUUCAUUUAUUUGGAGCAUCUCUUGGGGGAUUCCUAGCUCAGAAGUUUGCGGAGUACACUCACAAGUCUCCCCGAGUCCAGUCCCUGAUACUCUGUAAUUCAUUCAGUGAUACCUCCAUUUUCAACCAGACCUGGACAGCAAAUAGCUUCUGGCUUAUGCCGGCUUUUAUGCUCAAGAAGAUACUGCUGGGGAAUUUCUCCUCUGGCCCAGUGGAUCCAGUCAUGGCAGAUGCCAUUGAUUUUAUGGUCGACCGGCUUGAAAGCCUAAAUCAGAGUGAACUGGCCUCUCGCCUAACCCUCAACUGUCAGAAUGCUUAUGUGGAACCUCACAAGAUCCGUGACACUGCAGUUACCAUCAUGGAUGUGUUUGAUCAGAGUGCGCUCUCCAUGGAUGCCAAAGAAGAAAUGUACAAGCUGUAUCCCAAUGCCCGCAGGGCCCAUCUGAAAACUGGGGGUAAUUUCCCCUAUCUAUGCAGAAGUGCGGAGGUCAGCCUCUAUGUGCAGAUUCACCUGCGACAAUUUCAUGGUACAAGAUAUGCAGCAAUCGAUCCUGCCAUGGUGUCUGAAGAGGAGUUGGAAGUCCAGAAGAGCUUUCCCCAAACCACUGUGGAGGCAGAGGAAAGUUAAAACUCUACCACUAUACCCUUAAGACUUUACUUCUACUACAUCUCUCCCAGCAGACUUUUACCUCCUGGUGAUGUCUGUCUGACACAGAAGGAAUGACUAUAAACUAUACACAGCAAACCCCACACUCACAACCUCCCAGCAAGAAAGAACUGCACCAACAGCAAAUCGUUUUGGUCUCUAGCAAUACUGGUGGCAAGAAUACGGACCAAUGAAUUACUGUUAAAAAAAAACAACUGACCAAUACUCUUGCUUCUUGGGCAUAAUGAAGCUCUAGCCAGGCUUUAAUUGAUUCUGUACAUUAGAUCACGUGAUCAUGAAAGGGGUAAUGCCUUUCAGUGAUCUUUGUGUGUUAGAGAUUUCAGCCACACAGUGGUUAAUUGAACAAUUCCACAAAUGAAUUCCAUUAUCUGGACUUGCAGUAUUGAAGUGAGUGUCCUAAAGGCCUGUAUCCUUGGACUAGGCUGCUUUUACUACUUGUAAGACCCUCGAUUUUUUUUUUUUUUUUUUUUGCUGCUACACGUCCUCAUUGCUAAUGUAAAACACUUAGGGGCAGAUUUAUCAAAUGUCGACUAGGGAAUAGUCCAAAUUCAAUUUAAAUUUGAAAAAAAAAUAAAAAUUUAUCAUGUCUCUUUAAAAUUCGACUUCGACCAUUCGCCAUCUAAAACCUGCUGAAUUGCUGUUUUAGCCUAUGGGGGACCGCCUAGAACCUUUGGAAUCAAUUGGUGGACUUCAAAGUUUUUUUUUUUGGAAAAUCUAAUUACAUUGAAUGCGUUAUUCUUUCAAUUCGUACGAUUCGAAUUCGGCCGAAUAUGGACCUAUUCACCAAAAAAAAGCUUUGUGGUUGUUCUUUUUGAAUUGAAAAAAGUUCGAAAUUCGACCCUUGAUAAAUAUGCCCCUUAAGGUAAGUACCACUGCAGAUAUUGUAAGGUUGCAUACAAUAGAUUUGAUUUAUGCUUUGCUGCCUGCAUGACAUGGUGAUGAUAAGUCAUUGCUACAAUAAGUAUUAUAGUCGGGAGGUUUAGAUGAUGCAGAAAUCUUGUGCUACUUAUCAGCUACACAAUGGCUACUUUCAUAUUGGAAUCCCUGUUUUUUUUCCCAUUAACAAAACCAGAGCUUCUGUAUAACAGUCUCCAAGUUAUCUGAAUAAUGCAUGAAUGUUGAAUUAGGGCCAAGUGAUGUUUCUUAGUCCUGCUUCAUUCAUCCCAAGAGAACAUUUCUCUCUGCAAAUCACAUGGAAGGUUUUAGUUAGUAAUAGGGGUGCACCAAAUCCACUAUUUUGGAUUCGGCCGAACCCCGAAUCCUUUGCGAAAGAUUUGGCUGAAUACCAAACUGAAUCGGAAUCCUAAGUUGCAUAUGCAAAUUAGAGGUGGGAAGGGGGAAACGAUUUUACUUCCUUGUUUUGUGACAAAUAGUCCCUCCCGCCCCUAAUUUGCAUAUGCAAAUUAGGAUUUGGUUCAACCAGACAGAAGGAUUCGGCCGAAUCUGGAUCCUGCUGAAAAAGGCCGAAUCCCGAACCAAAUCCUGGAUUCGGUGCAUCCCUAGUUAGUAACCCAUUACUGUUACUUCAUGCCCCCUGUGUUGUAUGAUGCAGGCCAAGGAAACCCAGGCUUAAGAUUGGAUUGUAUUAGGAACACUUCAGAAUUCCAUAGGCCCAGUAGGCAUAUGCUAUUCAAUGUGACUUCUCCACCAAAACUGCUGUUACAGGCAACUAUAAAUACAUUAUAUAGUAAAUAAAGGAGCCCUAUUAUUAUAUAUAUAUAUAUAUAUAUAUAUAUAUAUAGUUUUUAUACAGGACAUGGAACUCAGAGUUAACUUAUAAUAUCCUUAUAUUUUGCAACAGGGGGUACUUUAUUUAUUAUAAUACACAAAUUUCAAUGAGUCAUGUAACUGAAAUGACAUCAGAACUCACCGUUUAUAACUGAUGACAUCAGAACUCACCGUUUAUAAGUAUAUAAUUUACAAGAUAUUCAUGGCUUUUGUGUAUUAUAAGGAUAUUAUAAGUCACAGAGUUGUUCCAUGACCAUAUGCUUUUAUUCAGGUCAUGGAACUCCGAGGUAACUUCUAAUAUCCUCAUAUUUUCCAACAAGGGGUAUUUAUUAUAAUACACACGUUUUAGUGAGCCAUGUGACAAAAAUGAUCAGAAAUCACCAUUUAUACUGUAACUGAUGACAUCAGAACUCACCGUUUAUAAGGAUAUCAUUUACAGGAUAUUCGUGGCUUUUGUGUAUUAUCUAUAGAGAGAGAGAGAGAGAGAGAGAGAGAGAGAGAGAAUACACAAAAGCCAUAAAUAUCUUGUAAAUGAUAUCCUCCAAGUGACUAGUCAUGUCAUAAGUUAUAAACAGGGAGCAGCGAUGCCGUUUCUGUCACAUGACUCACUAAAACUUGUGUAUUAUAAUAAAUAAAGUAGCCCUUGUUGGAAAAUAUGAGGAUAUUAGAAGUUACCUCGGAGUUCCAUAACCUGUAUAAAAGCAUAUGGUCAGGGAACAACUCUGUGACUUAUAAUAUCCUUAUAUUGUACAAUAGUAGGUACUUUAUUUACUAGGGGGUACUUUAUUUACUAUAUACAUAUAUAAUGUUUCUGUUCUCUUAUCUGUGUAUCAUGUGCCUUUUCUCCUUUUACAGCUUUGAAUGGCUGCCCCCAUGACUACACGGCAGCAUCAUUAUGUAAAGAAUUAUGUAUAAAAGUGUUGCUGAAACAAACGCACCAUUUUUACCAGUGCAGCACAACAGUACAUGAUAUUUUCUUUAAACGCUUUAAUUUUUUUGGUGUUACUGUUCCUUUAACGGUGAGCACAUUGUGCGGUAAACUAUAUAGCUCUGUGCAGCUGGACAUAACUACAUGUGAUUUAACGAUUGAAGGUCUAAUUUGCCGAGAACCGUUGCAAACUGGGUCAAAAAGUGACUCCUAAAAAAAAACUGUUGCCAUGUUAACUUGUGCUGGGGACAUCUGUGUCCAGGGAAAGACUGUGUUGCUGUAGUGGGGAAUGCAACUAUAGGUGUCAUUUCCUAGUUCCAAGUAUCCUGAAAAAUUACUUUGCAAGCGGUUCAUCAUCUUGGGAUGACAGUAUCCCUUUAAGAGCUAUGGAUAAUCAUCUGUUCAUGUCGGACUAUAGUUUUUUAUAAUUGGUGUAAGGGCCAAGUCAUGGCUGGAGAGAAUCCAACGUUUGAGUGCCUUAUUCAUUUUACUGUCUGUCUGUGCAUUUAGUAGUAUUUCUGCCUCUGUAUAUACUGUACUGUAUAUAUAACAAUGUAGAAAUGUUGUUGGGCCUUUAAUUGUUUUGUGUUUUAUAUUAUAAAGUGCCAAUGAAUAUUAUUUGCUGAAUAAACAGCAGUAUUAUCAUUUGUAUAUUGUUUAAAUAUCCUGUUACUUUGCGUAAGCAAUAACAGAUUUGUUUUCAUCAGACCCAUGUUGUGUUAAACCUUUGAUAAUUUCGAAUAAAAUGAAGCCAAGAUA
Messenger RNA from Xenopus laevis (African clawed frog), 4466 nucleotides. It is a transcript of the gene spg21.S, whose product is annotated as SPG21, maspardin S homeolog. Gene Ontology annotation, cellular component: trans-Golgi network transport vesicle; cytoplasm; cytosol. Gene Ontology annotation, biological process: cell surface receptor signaling pathway. The record is from RefSeq and is marked provisional. NCBI's taxonomy places the organism in Eukaryota, Metazoa, Chordata, Amphibia, Anura, Pipidae. Gene Ontology annotation, molecular function: CD4 receptor binding.